CAGAGGUAGGAGGGGCAUGGCAAGGGUUAGGGUUAGGCUUUGCUGCGAAUCGAGUUGGGACGAAUCAGGCGAAGUAGCAGAAGGAGCGUCUCGGAGAAGCUCAGUGCGUGCUCGUGACCAUGUAUGGGGCGAGAGGGGCAUUGUUGGGAAGCGGGGGGGUUUCGGACGGGUACGAGGUCAGCUCAAAGAGACAAAGAAUGAUGGAAUCAAAUCCCUACUUCGCAGUGAGCAGCAGCCUGAGUGGCUUUCAACCUUAUGGGUUUGGUGGUGGCUUUCAGCCCCCUCCUUUGCCUGUGGUUCGUCUCAGGGGGCUUCCGUUCGACUGCACUGAUAUUGACAUAUUCAAGUUCUUUGCUGGACUGGACAUUGUGGACGUGUUAUUGGUCAACAAGAACGGAAGGUUCACAGGAGAAGCCUUUGUUCUCUUUGCGGUUCCUAUGCAGGUGGAGUUGGCUUUGCAGAGAGAUCGAGUAAACAUGGGGCGCAGGUACGUUGAAGUUUUCAGGUGCAAGAGACAGGACUAUUACCAUGCUGUGGCGACAGAGGUCAAUUACGAAGGAAUAUAUGACAAUGAUUAUCAUGGAAGUCCUCCCCCAUCUCGAGCGAGGAGGUUUAGUGAUAAGGAUCAAUUGGAGUACACUGAAAUUCUGAAGAUGCGUGGUCUCCCAUUCUCAGCGACACAAUCAGAAAUAGUCCAAUUCUUUAAAGACUUCAAGCUGGUAGAAGAUAAGGUACACGUUGCGUGCCGUCCAGAUGGGAAAGCUACCGGAGAGGCAUACGUUGAGUUUGUUUCUACUGAGGAGGCUAAGAGAGCAAUGAGCAAGGACAAGAUGAUGAUUGGGAGAAGGUAUGUGGAGCUGUUUCCUUCAACACCAGAUGAAGCUAGAAGGGCUGAGUCAAGAUCAAGGCGGUGAAAAGGUCAGCCUGUGGAUUGUCCGUUCUGUCUAUUAAUGAAUCCACUUUUUAUGAUGCCAAAGCUUUCUUGUUUUAUGGUAUUAAGAUAUUGAUUAGAAUAUGUACUGUCUUUUAAGGGGCGGAGUUCACGUUUUAAUGGAUGAUGAGGGAUGCAGUAAUUGGUAUAUUUUCAUAUGAUUUCUACUUCCUUUUUUGUAGCAUGUUAUUGUUGCAAGUGUGCGUGCUAAGCCAGUGGUUUAAUCUUGA
Molecule: messenger RNA, 1161 nt
Organism: Tripterygium wilfordii
Lineage: Eukaryota; Viridiplantae; Streptophyta; Magnoliopsida; Celastrales; Celastraceae
Product: heterogeneous nuclear ribonucleoprotein F-like
Exons: 2
Coding region: 120-914 (264 amino acids)
Cellular component (GO): ribonucleoprotein complex
Molecular function (GO): RNA binding
Source: RefSeq, a predicted model, not a curated record